Diospyros lotus (date-plum) is the source of this 822-nucleotide messenger RNA. Its product is annotated as cytochrome c oxidase subunit 3. The transcript has 2 exons. The record is from RefSeq and is a predicted model, not a curated record. Lineage: Eukaryota; Viridiplantae; Streptophyta; Magnoliopsida; Ericales; Ebenaceae. Gene Ontology annotation, molecular function: cytochrome-c oxidase activity. Gene Ontology annotation, biological process: mitochondrial electron transport, cytochrome c to oxygen. Gene Ontology annotation, cellular component: membrane; mitochondrion.
AUGUUAAAUUUAAACAGAAGUAAUUUUCAAGCACAUCCUUUUCAUUUAGUAUCUCCUUCUCCAUGACCUUUAUAUACAUCCAUUAGCUUACUAACACUUACUACAUCUGCAGUUUUAUCAUUCCAUGGGUUUGCUUAUGCAGAAUACAAUUUAAUGAUGAGUUUAACAUCAUUAAUAUUAGCUAUGUCAUUCUGAUGAAGAGAUGUAAUAGCAGAGGGUACAUACUUAGGUAAUCACACUCUUGCUGUCCAAAGAGGGUUAAAUCUGGGUGUUGGUUUAUUUAUAGUAUCUGAAGCUUUAUUUUUCUUAGCUAUAUUCUGAACAUUCUUCCAUAGUGCUCUAUCACCUGCAGUAGAGUUAGGUGCUAUGUGACCUCCUAUGGGAAUAGAAGCUAUUGAUCCUUUUGAACUACCAUUAAUAAAUACAGUGCUUUUAUUGGCUUCAGGGUUUACUGUUACAUAUGCACAUCAUUUUUUAAUUAACGGAAAAAGAAGUAAAGCUUUAUAUGGUCUAUUAUAUACUAUCAUAUUAGCAACUAUAUUUACAGCACUACAAGGUGUUGAAUAUUCAGUAUCAUCAUUCACUAUUUCAGAUGGAGCUUUUGGAUCAUGUUUUUACUUUGGAACUGGAGCCCUUACGAUAACAAUUAUUGUACAUGUAAUGAUAGGUACAGCAUUUUUAGCUGUUGGUCUAUGACGUGUAUUAGCAUAUCAUUUAACAAAUAACCAUCAUUUAGGAUUAGAAGCUGGUAUUCUGUAUUGACAUUUUGUUGAUGUUGUAUGACUAUUUCUAUUUGUGUCCAUAUACUAUUGAGGAUCUUAA